AUGGGGAAGCCAGAGAUGCCGCCAAUCUUGUCAGCACCGGGGAUGCUAGCAAAUGAAACAGUAUGUUAUCCGUCGAACAUGGUUACAACAAACGGGAUAUGGAUGAAUGAGAAUCCAUUGAACUAUUCUCUGCCUCUCUUCCUCUUUCAAGUCUUAUUGAUCGUUCUUAUCACACGGCUACUCAUGUUUAUCCUUAAACCUCUGCACCAACCUCGAGUUUUCUGCGAGUUUAUUGCAGGUAUAAUUUUGGGUCCAUCAGCAUUGGGACAUUUAAAAAUUGAAGGGUUCAGUCCUUUUCUAUUUAGCAAAACUAGUUUGCUAUUGCUUGAGACAAUAGCUAACAUGGGUGCCAUUUACUUUGUCUUCAUAAUUGGACUAGAGAUGGACCUCUCAGUCAUCCGAAAAUAUGGAAAAAAGGCCUUGGUCUUCGCCAUUGUUGGUAUGUUUUUGCCCUUCCUCAUAGCUUGUGCCUUCUCAUUUAACCUACAAAAGAAAACAACCAUGCAGGAAGGCACAUUCAUGAUCUUUUUCGCCAUUUCUCUCUCUAUCACGGCAUUCCAUGUACUUGCACGAAACCUCGGAGAGCUUAGACUUGUCGACAUGGAGAUUAGCAAGCUAGCCAAGUCAGUUGCCCUCAUUAAUGAAAUUUUCGGGGUGACUCUCUUAGUGUACACCAUUUCUUUGGCAGAGUCGACAGAAACUGCUUUCAUAACUUCCUUAUGGAUAAUCCUAUCUAGCAUAAUUUUUGUAGUUUUUUGCAUUUUGGUUGUCCGACCAACAAUUGCAUGGCUCAUAAGGCGAACCCUAGAGGAAGAAAACUUCAGUGACCUCACUACAUCCAUUAUUAUUGCUGGAGUUAUGUUCUCUAGUGUCAUCUCAGAUGCCAUUGGAGUGCAUCCUAUCUUUGGAGCUUUUUUUUUCGGCUUGGUAAUUCCAAAUGGGCCUCUUGCAGUUACCCUUGUAGAAAAUCUUGAAGACUUCGUUAUUGGUUUUCUACUUCCUCUCUUCUUUGUCACUAGUGGGCUUAAGACUAAUCUUUUAAAAAUCCAAGGAGCCUCCACCUGGUUUAUGCUAAUGUUGUCCAUUAUUCUCUCCUCUAUUGGCAAAACUGUUGGAACUAUCCUUGUUGCCCUCUUUUACAAUGUGCCAUUUCGUGAAGGAAUUGCGCUCGGUUUGCUCAUGAAUACAAAAGGACUCAUUGGAUUGAUUGCCCUCAAUCUUGGGAAAGAUCAAAAGGUUAUUGAUGAUACAACAUAUGCAAUCAUGGUGAUCACAGUAAUAUUUAUUAAUGCAAUCAUCACACCCAUUCUAGUAAAAAUUUAUAGGCCAGCAAGGAAAUUUAUACCCUACAAAAGAAGAACAAUUCAAAAGACAAAAACAGAUUCCGAGUUACGAAUACUAGUAUGCAUCCAUACCCCUCGAAAUGUUCCAACAAUCAUCAAUCUUCUUGAAGCUUCCCAUCCUACCAAAAAAUCUCCGAUAUCUAUUUUUUCACUACAUCUAGUUGAACUUAUUGGUCAUGCAUCUGCUACCCUUAUCGACCACAACUCUCAAAAUCAUGAAAGUGCAGCCAUCAAUAGAAUGCAAGCUCAAUCUGACAAUAUUAUCAAUGCAUUUGAGACCUUCGGGCAGCAUACCAGUACUGUCAUUGUGCAAUCCUUCACAGCCAUUUCCCCUUACUCAACAAUGCAUGGAGAAAUUUGCAACUUGGCAGAGGAAAAACGUGCUGCCUUCAUUAUAAUUCCUUUUCACAAACAACAAAUGGUUGACGGUGGGAUGGAAGAUGCCAACCCAAAAUUUCGAAUGAUGAAUCAAAAUCUACUAGCAAAUGCUCCAUGUUCAAUUGGCAUUCUAAUUGAUAGGGGCCUAAGUGGCUCCACACGCUUGGCUGCCAGCCAAGUAUCUCACAACAUUGUUGUGCUAUUCUUUGGUGGACCAGAUGACAGAGAGGCACUAUCGUAUGCAAUGAGAAUGUCUGAACAUCCUGGGAAUAGCCUUAGUGUUAUUCGUUUCCUUUCAGGACCCGAAGCAAUUGAUCCAAUAAUGGACCCAAACUAUGAUAAUCUUAAGGAUCAUAGGUUACUGACACUACAAGUAGACAGAGAAAAAGAUGAACAGCUAGAUGAUGACUAUAUAAAAGAAUUCAGGAUGAUGAAGGCAAAUGAUGAGUCAUUCUCUUACACAGAAAAAGUUGUGAAUAACGGGGAGGAGACCAUGACGGCCAUAAGGUCAAUGGAAAAUAUGCAUGACCUCGUCAUAGUUGGUAGAAGAGAAGGAACAACAUCGACACUCACAACAGGGCUUGAUGAGUGGAGUGAGUGCCCUGAGCUUGGAGUAAUUGGCGAUUUGUUGGGAUCAGCAGAUUUUGCAGCAACAAUAUCUGUGUUGGUGGUACAACAAUAUAUAGGGGUAGGGCCACAUAAUGAAGGGAUUGGAACACCAGACAGCGGGAGUCAGCUUGAAGAGCAUCAUAUUAUGGACUCAUCAGUUCGUGGUUGAGAGAGUAAGCCAUCCACACUCAGCGUACAUAAGUCUUAAGGCUCAUUAGAUUUGAGCUCUCAUAUCAGAUGUCCUUAACUAGUACAAACUCUCAACUGAGAGAGAAUUUAAUA
Messenger RNA from Camellia sinensis, 2612 nucleotides. Lineage: Eukaryota; Viridiplantae; Streptophyta; Magnoliopsida; Ericales; Theaceae. The record is from RefSeq and is a predicted model, not a curated record.